Molecule: messenger RNA, 671 nt
Organism: Tripterygium wilfordii
Lineage: Eukaryota; Viridiplantae; Streptophyta; Magnoliopsida; Celastrales; Celastraceae
Exons: 2
Coding region: 59-631 (190 amino acids)
Source: RefSeq, a predicted model, not a curated record
CAAGGUCUUUUACUUACUUACAAGUUUGGGACCAAACUAUAGACAAUUUGUCACGUCUAUGAUGAGGCCACCACGCCCGACUUAUGCAGAACUCGUCUCACAAUUACAAUGCCACGAUCAGUGGAAUGCGCUGGUACCUGAAAACAAUGUAAGUACUCUAGAUCCAUUAAAUGGCUCAAAUGCAUCUUAUGCUUUUAUUGGACAGAAACAACAAGGCAAACAUUUUGGAGGACAAACACGUGGAGAAAAAAAUUUGUCCUCACCAUUCACAAGCAAUGGCCGUGGCUUCCAAGCCCAAGGAGGACAACAUGGAAAUCAUACUUCACAUAUCAACAAUGGAUCCCGUAGACCAGCUCCUCCAGGAUGUCGACGUAUGACUCCCAAUGAAAGAGAAAUGUACCUGAAUGAGGUAUGUACUCACUGCAAAGGAGUGGGUCACAUUGCCAAAAUCUGCUGGUGGCUCCAACGCGCAAAACAACAACAGCCAGAGGAAAUUCCGCAUGCACUUGCUGCACUCACGCUUGACAACACCAUUUCAGAAACAGAAUGGACAGCUGACACAGGUGCAUCAAACCACAUGACAGGAACGAGAAACAGGACAACAGGUGAUUACAGGAGCACGCAAGGGUGACUUGUAUGUUUUGCACAACCCGCCGGAGGCUCAUUUUUCG